Molecule: messenger RNA, 4471 nt
Organism: Opisthorchis viverrini
Lineage: Eukaryota; Metazoa; Platyhelminthes; Trematoda; Opisthorchiida; Opisthorchiidae
Exons: 12
Coding region: 1-3993 (1330 amino acids)
Molecular function (GO): protein binding
Source: RefSeq, a predicted model, not a curated record
AUGGGAGAAAAGAGAGAAACGUCUCAUUCGAGAUCAUGCCAAGGGCAGUGCCAGUCUGAUGAGGUGAAUCCCAAAGUAUGUAAAGAUUUUGCGGGUACCGGAAUACUUCACUCGGCCAAGCUUAUCUGCAUUAUGCUGGGUGGGGUGUGCGUGCCGGCGGUGUUGACUCAGGCCAAUCUUUGUCGGAAAAAGGCGGGAACAAUCAGCGCAGGCCAAUUGGGCGACCGUGUUCGCACGAACACUUUCAUUGUGGUGAACUCGAUGAUGGGCUACCAAGCCAGCUUUCGAUUUGCAGCACUUGCCACAUUCCUCACACGUGAACACAACGAGUCUCUCCUGUGUACUGGUUGGAACUGGCUACCCGGUCGGCACCACGAGGAGGUGGUUCAGUUGACCACUACUGGUCGGCACCACGAGGAGCUCACCCUUCGCGACAUCAUGAUCAAAUGUUUUUCUCACCUAGUUACUCUGUUUGUGUUGGAGUGCAUCCGGGCGGGUUCAGCACUCUCAACAACUCAGUUGCAAGCAUUCUGCUCCGCACCGAACACCGCAUCUAUUGUGGGUGGCAGCCAUCGUCGUUUGGUGACCGAAGGAGGGCGGAUCACCUUGACCUGCUGUAUGCCCGGUAGUUCCAGUGGGCACGAUCACGAGCAACUAACGUGGUUUGACCCGCGGGGCAAGGAGCUCACCAAUCAUUUCGCAAAUCCGCUCCAUAAGAAUGAGCAUGCAGCUUAUUCCAUUCCAGAUUUCCGCUCACCCAAUCACUUGGUAACGAUGCUGGUGAUCCAACAUUUUGAGUUGACGGACACUGGUGGGUACACAUGCCGCAAAGGAAACAUGGAUUCAUCCAUUAUACCAGCGGUGGUCAUGCUUGACCAACGUCCAAGACUGUUGGCCGACUAUAAUCCACUACCACCGAGCAACCCGGAAGAUUCUGGGGCAGCAGUCGUUGCUGGUCCUCCGGUAUUCGUCGCACUCGAAGAGGGGCGGCAAGGAGAAAUCACGUGUCGCAUCAAUCAGAACAACCCAGUGGGGGAAGUGCAUUUAACCUGGUACUUUCAAGGACGUCAGCUGAUUGCACCCGCUUUGGCUCUGAAUGGAAAAGAACUGGGUCAGACGCAGCUGUCGUAUACUGAACCGAGUUUGAACGACAUGUUUAGUCCACAGUAUUCAUCAAUCAACGGAGAUCUUGCCCGAGUUGCUAAGACAACGGAAUUUCUCCAGCCGAGCAGACGUUACGACAUGCUUCAUGGCCGUCCUGUCUCGGUGGAUCCAGGAGAGUUGGGAAUUCGGAUAAUGGACAAUGGGCAGAUCUUGCAGAUGGACCGAGUUGACUCCCGACAUUCUGGGAUUUAUCUUUGCAAAGCUGAGGCGCCGAAUCCUACAUGGUCUCUGGAGACGAGUAUCCAAGACCCACCGUCUUCUGAAAGCGGAGUAGUUGAGUCCCCGGUACUGGUUCAAUUACAAGCGAUACGCGGCAUCGUCUUCACUCCACCUCGUAUGUUGCCAGGAAGUCCAAAAGAAGUCCCAGUGCCACAGACUCAUGACCAACAGCAGUACGCAUUUAAGAAAAGAGCUGUUCGGAGUGCAAACGGUUACACAACAUACACCGAAACCCCACGGUUCUAUAUGCAGUCUCGUGCAAAUUCAUUUGGCAAACCCCAGCAAAUCUCAGGAACCCAGUUUGGAAAGGUACGGCCAGUAACACUGGAAGGUGGUCAGUUGGUUCUUGAAUGUCAGGCCAGGGGGAAACCAAGCCCACAAUUGUUAUGGUAUCGAGGUGGAAUGGGUACAAAUAUCCUCACUGAUUCCAAGGCUUUUACUUUUGAUCAACGAAUAAGGGAGGCAUUGCAACACUUAACGUUGGAGGAGGUACAACCUCAGUUGGGAAUAAUGAUUGCUCAAGGUGAUCGUCUCCUACCGUCGAUUGCUGGACCGGGUACGGAAAAACAUUCUACACGCAAUCCCACGCUAUCUUCGAUGCCGGGUGAUAUGAAUACUGGACAGCUGAAACAAAACCAGUUGGAUCGAUUUGAGCUGGCUGUCAAUGUGCGAAAAGACGAUACUGGAGAUCCUGUGAUUACGGUGUCACGCCUCACGAUACACGAAUUGCGCCCAUCAGAUGCUACCCGGUACACAUGCUUGGCCGUGUUGGACCUCAGUCAUUUCGGAGGAAGUGGCAACUACACGGAUGUUGGAAGUGUCUUUCCAGAUGUGGUACUCCGUCCGAGAUUUAUUAAAUCAGGAACGCAACUGCAAGCUAGCGGAUUUCCCGGUCAAAACGCCACUUUAGCCUGUGAGGCUUUCGGAGGUCUGUCAAACCCACAAGGAUUGCGUUUACGUCUUUUGCGAGGGAACGGGGUGCCAGAGUUGAUCAAUCUGCUAACGGGCUCAAAACAAAUCAAGCAAGAUCGCUUAUCAGAAGGAUACUCAACAGAUAUGUCACCGGGACUGCCAAAACCUGGGGCCGAAUCAACUGACUCGGUUCGGUUCAGACCUGGUCCGACUGUACAAAGAGAUUCGUUGUUUAAAAACCCAAAUAUUCCAGGCGCUGAUUACGUGCCAGAACAUGAUUAUACGGCUAUGUUCGAGAACGAUUCUCUGGAACUAGUCUUGCCAGGCAUAGAUCCCCGGUAUCACCUAUCCUUGACACCAGAUCCACGUAAUCCGUACAUGAGUUCACUUCGUCUGCAUGUAUACGAUCUACGUCCGGAAGACAACGCUUUCUAUGCAUGCGAGGCGUUAUCCGGACCACACUGGCGAGCCAUCGCUCCGACCGCUCACGAGGGACCUGGACGUUUAACUGUAUGGUUUCCUCCCACUGAUGUAGAACCCAGAAACGUACUCACCAUGACAGAUGCUGACGAUCUGCCGCAAGAGAAGAACAAAGGUCUGGUAUACGGUUUGUCUCAUCAGCCGUCCAAGCUAAGCUGUCAAGCUACAGGCCAACCUCCGCCAGAAUGGGUAUGGACCGGACCAGAGACUGGUCCAGAUGUUUCACUGGGCAACCCGGAUGGCCCAAAAGGCUAUCAAAAGGUGGACUACCAAGACGGUGAAUUAUCUGUCAGUGAGUUGACAAUUGCUGCUGGAUACUGGAAUAUUGGCCUAUUUGGAACCUACACCUGCACUGCUACAAAUCGUUUGGGUUCCGGGAUGGCUCACUUACGACUGAAAAUGGCCACUCAUCCAAGCAGACCAGCGCUGAGGGCAUGUAAGGUGGAAGCAAAAAUGAUCGAACUGUGCGUUGAACCUCCGAAAGACACAGGUGGUCUACCCCUGACGCACUAUGAGCUGCGCAUACAAACACAUCCUCGUGGUGCCUUCUACGGACCUUUUGCUUACUUGCCUGGUAGGCGUCUCCUCCGGUUGCCACAUCUGAUCCCUGGUUAUUACUAUCGAUUCGCGCUGUCGGCAGUGUCACCAGCGGGAAGAGGACCAAAUACUUACUUGGAGGUCACAACAAAUCGGCUAUCCACACCGGCUAUAAAAAUGCUAACGGCACAGGAAUAUAUCGAACCUACCGCAUACAAUGUUCAUUGGGAACUGCCUGGAAAUAGUGGCCAGGAAAUAGACCAGUACAAGAUCAAUGUACGACCGGUUGAGGUCGAUUAUUCAAUGGGUGAAAUAACUGGUAAGCCAAUUGGCGACUGGGUAGAGUACACACCGGUGAAUCCCACCUGCACUAAAGAAAACGAAGAGAUGGGAACAAAGCCCAUCUGUCAAUAUCGAGUGGACAAACUUCAGCCGGACAAAGCUUACGAACUGGAAUUGGCUGGGCAAAAUUCCGUUGGGUUUUCGGAGGCACAACGUGUGAUUUUUAGAACCUCAUCAACAUCUGGAACAAACGGGCGUAUGUUGAAUAUCCCCUCUUAUUUGCGUCACACAUCGGGAAACACUGCGUCGGUACCCUCACAGACACUUCACACAGUGAUUUCAAUGUCUUUGCUUAGUUUGUCGUUGUUGUAUCGACUUUUUUCUUCUUCGAUAGAUUGAUUCAGUUGACUUAAUUGUAUGCGUGUGUAUUCUUGUCUCUCCAAUUCCGUUGUCUUUGAUGCAUUUAUGAAUAUUCUACUCACUAGCAAAUGGCAACGUUCUUUUCCUCGUUGACUACUUGCUUUUAAUGUUAAAGCAUCAGAUUGAGUCAUCGUUCGAACACAUUCGAUUAUGUACCGAGUCUGUCCUUCUUAUUUUCGUUUCUAUGAUCUACAACAGUCCACUUACCACCAUACCAUGAUGUCUUCUUACAGAUUGACAGAGUUAUCCUCUAUAUACUUAUACAUAUUUCACAAGCACGCACCACGCCUACCAGUGCACCAAUCAAAUUCACUGUACCUAAGAUCACCAAUAACCUGUUUUGUUCUUUGACAAGUGAUUUCUAAUCCUUCAAAUGCUUAUUUAACUCAGUUUCGUUUUCAAUCAUUCCCACACUCUACAGUUCCGUCUGUACGAAGAGCUACGUAGAGAGAUAAUU